CCAUCAAAGACACCGAACGUCACGAAGUCAGACCGUCGGACUACGAACAGGUUGAAAAGCCCCAGAGGCUCGUAGCUAUAUUCAAAUACUGCUGGUUGCAGGUUGUGACCGUAUCUGAUACACAAGCUGGAAGGUCUCAGCGCAGCGUGGGUGCCCAGGGAUCCACUGCCUGAGUGUGGCGAGAGCGGCGGCCGAGGCCCCAGAGACAUGAACCACACCAAGGGCGGUUUGGUGAUCUUCACCGCCAACUCGCACCCGUCGAGUCGCGAGCUGGGCAAGAGGAUCGCUGAGCGGUUAGGGGUGGAGCUGGGGAAGGUUCAGGUGUACCAGGAAGCAAACAGAGAAACACGGGUACAGAUCCAGGAAUCGGUGCGAGGCAAAGAUGUCUUCAUCAUCCAGACUGUGUCAAAGGACGUCAACACCACCAUCAUGGAGAUGCUGAUCAUGGUGUACGCCUGCAGGACGUCGUGUGCGCGCAGCAUCACCGGUGUCCUGCCCUACUUCCCCUACAGCAAGCAGUGCAAGAUGAGGAAAAGGGGCUCCAUCGUCUCUAAGCUCAUCGCCUCCAUGGUCUGUAAAGCCGGCCUCACUCACCUGAUCACUAUGGACCUCCAUCAGAAGGAGAUUCAGGGCUUCUUCAACAUUCCAGUGGACAAUCUGAGAGCGUCUCCGUUUCUGCUUCAGUACAUCCAAGAGGAGAUCCCCGACUACAGAAAUGCUGUAAUUGUAGCAAAAUCUCCGGCUUCAGCAAAAAGGGCUCAGUCGUUCGCUGAACGACUGCGUCUCGGCAUCGCAGUGAUCCACGGAGAAGCUCAGGAUGCUGAGUCGGACCAGGUAGACGGACGCCACUCCCCACCCACCGUCAAGACCACUGGAGCCAUUCACCCGAGCAUGGAGAUACCAUUGCUGAUCCCUAAAGAAAAGCCUCCAAUCACGGUGGUGGGAGACGUAGGGGGACGCAUCGCCAUUAUAGUGGAUGACAUCAUCGAUGACGUCGAUAGCUUCGUGGCGGCGGCAGAGACGCUAAAGGAGAGAGGGGCCUACAAGAUUUUUGUCAUGGCGACGCACGGACUACUCUCCUCGGAUGCCCCGAGGUUCAUAGAAGAGUCCGCCAUUGACGAGGUGGUGGUGACCAACACAAUCCCCCACGAGCUGCAGAAGCUCCAGUGCCCAAAGAUCAAAACGGUAGACAUCAGCAUGAUCCUGUCGGAGGCCAUCCGCCGCAUCCACAACGGAGAGUCCAUGUCCUAUCUGUUCCGCAACAUCGGUGUGGACGACUGAGCCACGCGUCACACUUUUUACGUGACUUUCUAUCCCUGUGGGAACAAUCCUUUAAUAUGUUGCAUCUCCUUUCCCUCUCGCACUAACACAGCUUCAGAGCCAGAGGUUAAUCUAUUGGUUGGUUUGAGGUCAGGUUAGUGUUUAUGCUGGAAUACAAAACAAAAUCCACUCUUGUUAAGCUAUAUUUAUGUUUGUUCCUAGCUCAUAAUCCUGCACAGCCUAAUUCUAACUGCUACCUUCAGGGUCUUUCUCUGACGACACAAGAUGACGAAUCCAAUUUACAAACUACCCCAACUGACACACAUCUGUUCUUCCUUAAACUAUUCACACUCCUUGAGUUUUUCACAUUUUGUCUUGUUAUAGUCACAAACAUCAGUGCAUUUUAUUGGGAUUUGAAUUGAUAAACCUACAAAGUAAAGGAAAAAUUCUAUACAUUUUGAUACUUUCUGUCCCCACCACAUGAUGCUUCUGCUGCUACAUUUCACUGUGUGGAUGAUGUGUUCAGAGUAAUGUGUAGUGUUGAUUUUCCACCUCAUGUAGGUAAGAUCAGAAAACAUUCUUUUAUGUCAGGACUUUGUUUGGCCAUCUUUCAAUGGUGGCUUUCUUCUUGACUUCCAAAUUUCACACUCUGUUGCCCUUUUUCUCUUUUAAGUCCACGAUCUACACAUUUUUUACCCUCUCCUUAUGGAAAUGACCUGGACUUGGAGUGAAAGGUUGAAGUCUACUUACUAAUAUUUAAGAGUUGAACAGAUAAAUCGGCCCCAAUUUCUUUAAUUCUUUAAUUUUAGGUGAUUGGCCGAUGAACCGAUCUUAUCUACCUCUGCAACGAUCUGAAAACCAGCCACUGUCCCCUUAACAAUAGUCACCCCACCUUUGCUGACUUAGCAACUUUGUCGCUAUAUUUAGCGACUUUUCAAAAUCAUUAUCAAAUCAUUCAGAAAAUUGUAAUCGGUGCACCCCUAAUUGUUAGACCUCAGAUCUACAUGAGAUCAUCAAAGAUGCAUGUCAACGGUUUGUUGCAUCUCCAGGAUUGUGAAACGAGUGUAACCUGGUGAUGUUGGGCAAAUCAAAGAUGGCAUCCCCAGAAACCAGACACAUGACUUUUUGUGGGCCUAUUAAAGCUGCAAGCUCUGACAGCACACAGGUGGAAUACAAACGGAAAAAAUGCUUUUCUGUUUAAGUUUGCAAACAUUGAUGUUUGAGGUUAUAAUUUGACAGAAUGUGGAAAAGCUUACUCAUUGUAUAUGGAUUACUGCCUAGCCUUCCACUGUCUAAACACUUCAUUAUCUUCCUUAAUUGCCUUCUAUAUUUUUUCCACUCCAAAAAUUAAUGUAAAACAUUUGUACUGUCAAUUUUUUUUUGCAAUUUGAUGAGUUAGAGGUUGUACUGAGAGUCGGUGCCUUCUGCAGGGGUUUGAACACAAGCCUUCACGGGUUCGCUGCAUAUCUGUUAAUGUCACUGAUUGCUUAUUGAAACUGCUGGAUUAUGCAGGUUGAAGCUAAUUAACCGAUGCUGAGUAUCUUUCAAUUUAAAUGUCUGUUUUUUUUUUAAAUAAAUUUUUUCAGGUUGAUUGAUAGUUUAGCUUCCAGUUAGCCAUAUAUCUGUAGUUGCCAUAGAGUUAGAUUAUGAUGCGUCAAAUGUUUUUAUUUUUUUAAAUUUAACUGGAAUUGACAGAAACUUUUUCAAAAUUCUAACUGGAAAUCAGAUUUAACAGUCGAUCACCUGUGUAACGUUUUUCAUUGAUAAUCCAUAUGAAUCAUCGUGCCAUCAUUACAGCGCUUCCAUUUAAUGUUGGGUUCUGCCAUAAAUGAGCAACAUUUGUUGGUAAAUCUGAGAAACUUAAUUGUCUUUUACAUUUUUUAUUAUUAUUUUUAGAUUUGAAGGUGAGAAUAAAAUAAUGUUACAUAUGAUGGUCAGAAGUGUUUUAAUGAUGAUGAAAUGGGUAAAUACUUGAUCCUUGGAUCUGUGUGGAGGAGAUGAGUUUAGUUUGUUUUAAUAGGAGAUGUUCCAAACUGGAGCUGGAACUGAUAAACAGGCUUUUCUUCUGACACACAAAGCUUGACUGAAGCAGGUCUUUGUUACCUUGCCCAAUGUUUCAAAAAAAAAAAAAGUUUUUGUAUUUAUUUUCUGCACCAAAAAAUGAAUAAACAUGUUCUAAAAAGAAA
Messenger RNA from Poecilia latipinna (sailfin molly), 3446 nucleotides. Its product is annotated as phosphoribosyl pyrophosphate synthase-associated protein 2. Gene Ontology annotation, cellular component: cytoplasm; ribose phosphate diphosphokinase complex. Bases 208 to 1281 code for a protein of 357 amino acids. The record is from RefSeq and is a predicted model, not a curated record. Lineage: Eukaryota; Metazoa; Chordata; Actinopteri; Cyprinodontiformes; Poeciliidae. Gene Ontology annotation, molecular function: magnesium ion binding; ATP binding; ribose phosphate diphosphokinase activity. The transcript is spliced from 11 exons. Gene Ontology annotation, biological process: purine nucleotide biosynthetic process; 5-phosphoribose 1-diphosphate biosynthetic process.